AUGCGACUGGGGCAAUUGACAUCGCGCGCAUCGACGGAUAUCCAUUUCCACCGCGGCAAUGUCCUGGGAAAUGGCAGUGAUGGUUCAACACCAUCUAUUGACUCAAUCCUCCAACCAUAUUAUUCGGAAGCAGAUUCUUCGCCCGCAGACCAAACCAACGGCUGUGAUCUCUUGAUAUCAAACCCACCUUACAUAUCUCCACAUGAAUUCGGCAACGGAACUACUGCACGCAGUGUACGGCUCUUUGAGCCCAAGCUAGCACUUGUUCCUCCAUCCUUGGUGACCGGGGAAGAAAGUGACAGGCCGGAGGAUAUUUUCUAUUACCAUAUUCUUGCUUUGUCGUUUAAGCUGAGGGCUAAAGUUACCGUCUUAGAGUGUGGAGACAUGGGCCAAGCUAAGCGAAUUGUUUCUCUUCAUGAUACACUUGCCUCUAGGGAGUUGGGUCAAUUCAGGGCAGAGAUCUGGCCAAGUAGUGAGCGUGACCUGACUGAGAAUGGGUUCCACGCGACUGAUGGUUCGCGGGCUGUGAUUAUUCGGAGACUGUCCUAG
This is a messenger RNA of Penicillium antarcticum, 549 nucleotides long. RefSeq lists its product as uncharacterized. Gene Ontology annotation, molecular function: methyltransferase activity; nucleic acid binding. Gene Ontology annotation, cellular component: mitochondrion. The record is from RefSeq and is a predicted model, not a curated record. Gene Ontology annotation, biological process: methylation. The transcript has a single exon. Bases 1 to 549 code for a protein of 182 amino acids. Lineage: Eukaryota; Fungi; Ascomycota; Eurotiomycetes; Eurotiales; Aspergillaceae.